GAACUAGUGAUUAACAAUAAACGAACGAAGAGACGAAACUGUAAAAUGCCAGGAUGAGGUGUAUAACUGCACGUCACUAGGCCUGUCAAUUCGGUUUCGGGUUAACUCGAACCCGAACCGAUAUUCACAUUCUCGGUUUCGGGUUUUUCGAGUUCAACCCGAUAUCUAUAAUAGCGGUUUCGGGUUACUGAAACCCGAAAAAACGAAAGCUGAAACUGGGACUGGGUUCACGGCUUCACGCUGUCGUUUUGGGAAGGAGAGUCAGCCAGCCCUAGCUCUCGACUCCACCUUGUCCUCGUUCUCGCAGGCGCAGUCUCACUCUCUUCGUCUUCGCCAAACGAAACAGAGCUCCCUCGCCACCAUCAUCGUCCUCGCCGCCAGCGGCCUCGUGAGGACCUCCGACCGCCAUCGAAUCCCUCGCCGGCCGCCUCCAUCAACUUCCUUGCACUAUGUUCGUGGGUUCUAGUCUUUGACAGAGUUGAAUCCCUUCCUCGCCACUUCGCUCUUCGCCUCGGGAAGGAGAGACCUAGUGCAUGCCCACAUUCUUCCGACGACUCCGCCAUGGAAUCCCCGUGAGUCUCUUCGAACAAUUCUUCUAUUGCUUCAAUUUAUUACUGGGUUCUUGUUACCGUAGCUAAUUUGUUAGAGUUUUUGUUACUCGAUUCCUCUUUUCCUUGGCGACCAUAUGGGCAAGUCAGCUCUCUCCCAAUAUCUUCUUUGACUGAGGGCAAACAAUUUUUGCUGCUGAUCGACCCAUCAACGACGAGACAGAAGCGGACACAUAUGGAAUCCCAGUAAGCUCCUUCUUCAUUCAACUUGGUAUUACUCGAUGAUCCCGGGUUGGAAACUUGGUUUUAGAGCUUUUGAGUCGGCAUUCAGCACAGGAGGUCGAGUUUUAGAUUCGUUUAGGACCUCCUUAUCCCCUGAAGUUGUGGAGGCUUUGAUUUGUUGUGAAGAUUGGAAAAGUUCUUCAGACUCCGAGUUGGUGGCUGAUGGAGAGGAUGAGGGUGAUGAAGUGGUAUUUCAAAAGGUAUAUGCAGCUUUUCAAGCUCGGAGUGCAAGUGCACCUGCAGGACCUAGUGGAAGCUCUCAUGCAGGACCUAGUGGAAGCUCUCCUGCUACCCAUGUUUUGAUCCCGAGUCCUACUAUGUCACAAGUGGAAGAAGACUAUGUCGACGACAAUUCUGAUGAGAAUGAUGAGACUUAUGUGGAUGUAGAGCCUGGUGAGGAGUGAUAAUGGUAGUAGUGUUUAUCUUGUAUGGUGGAUGAACUUUGAUUUUACUUGGAUGUUAUCAUUUGAGAAUUGUAAAACUAAUGUGUUUAAUUAUGAGUUGAAGAUAAUCUCAUCUAUGAUUGUUGGUAUUUUAUGUUGAACAAAAUUAUUUAUUAUUUUGCGCCAAACACCAAACAUUUUUUUUGCAUAUGAUAGUUGAUAUACCUUCAAUUUUGGACCUAUGGUAUUACUAAAACAUUUAAUUAUACGAAAAUCCACAAUUAAAUAAGAUAUGAUUAAGUUACGUAUAAAAUAUGUUUAAGUACUAAAACAUCUAAACUACUAAUACUCUUUAAUAGUUAAUAGUAUGUAUAUAGUUAUAGAAUACAUAAACUUAAAUAUU
Messenger RNA from Linum trigynum, 1616 nucleotides. NCBI's taxonomy places the organism in Eukaryota, Viridiplantae, Streptophyta, Magnoliopsida, Malpighiales, Linaceae. The record is from the annotation of a GenBank genome assembly.